AUGCUUUUGGCAUCUCGUUCACCUUGAUCGCCAUUAAUUGUGUGAAAUCUUUAAGAGAAUGUCGAAGCCAACGUUGUACUACGCCCUGUUUAGCCCUCCGGCCAGAGCUUGUAUCCUCAUAGCCAAACUAAUUGGUCUGGACUUGGACCUUAAACCCGUUGAUUUUGCCAAGAAGGAGCACCUCAGCGAAGAGUUUAUUAAGCUCAACCCACAGCAUCAGAUUCCGGUGUUCGUGGACAGUGAUGGGGAGGUGUACGUCGACAGUCACGCCAUCGUGUGUUUCCUGGUAGCCAAGUACGCUGGAAACGACCAGCUGUAUCCGAAAGAUUUAAAAAGGCGAGCCCACAUCGACCAUCGCAUGCACUAUGAGAACGGAGUUCUCUUUCAGGUGAUCAAGGACAUUGUGGCUCGAAACAUUUACGGUGGAGAAGCAGAGUUCAACCCUCGAUCUUUGACCCUCUGCCAAAACGCCUAUGCCGAUUUGGAGCACUUUUUGCAGAAAGGUAGCUUUGUUGUGGGAAACGAGCUGAGCGUGGCCGAUGUGUCUAUUCACACUACUUUGGUGACUUUGGAUUUGCUUAUACCAGUGGAGUUGGAGAAGUAUCCACAGACCAAUAAUUGGAUGGAGCGCAUGAAUAAGCUGUUGCCGGACAACGAAGAAAUCAACCUUAACGGUGCACGGGCCCUGCAGACCCGCAUUCGGAAUUGCAUGGCCGAUAACAAAACCAAAAAUCAGUAGAUUGAUCAUUAAUCACGAAAUCUCCAUUCUGACAAAUUACCUUUAAGUGGUAUAUGGUAUUACUCCAAAUUAUACUCAAUCCUUACAGAGGAGGAUAUUAAACAAUUGUCAGUAAAACUCAGUCGAAAACUGUAAAA
Messenger RNA from Drosophila eugracilis, 876 nucleotides. RefSeq names its product glutathione S-transferase 1 (gene GstE13). The record is from RefSeq and is a predicted model, not a curated record. Gene Ontology annotation, biological process: glutathione metabolic process. The transcript is spliced from 3 exons. Lineage: Eukaryota; Metazoa; Arthropoda; Insecta; Diptera; Drosophilidae. Gene Ontology annotation, molecular function: glutathione transferase activity. The coding region runs from base 59 to 739 and encodes 226 amino acids.